Lolium perenne is the source of this 597-nucleotide messenger RNA. Lineage: Eukaryota; Viridiplantae; Streptophyta; Magnoliopsida; Poales; Poaceae. The record is from RefSeq and is a predicted model, not a curated record.
CCACGGCAAAAAGAAGCCAACAGAGGUAUGCUCGCGACUCAUACAGCAACUCUGCGGCCUCCCGCCAUGGCAGCAGCCUCCGCCGGCGCCUCGUCGUCGCAGGCACAACCGGCGGAACCCCACCUCAGUCCCCACGGGGACUUCUCGUCCUCGUCGCAAGCAGCGGAUGCCAGAGCGGCGUGGUGUGAUGGGGGUGGCAGGGAGGAGGCCGACGUGCUCAACCUGGACUCUCCGUGGGUGUCGGCGGCCGAGGCGGAGUCGAUUUUGGAGAAGGCCGCGAUGGUGGCGGGGCUCUGCCCCGGCGCCGAGGAUGAGGUCCGUGCCAACCAGGAGCGACAGCAAGACGAGGUACGUCAGCAUUACUAAUCCACCUACCACCGAUCAAAUUGGAAAAGUUCGCUAAUCGUAUGACCUCGCUCUGUUCUGUGAAGCUUAAUCGCGAUGAAAUUCCCCUAUUAGUAGUAUUUUCUUAUCAGAUAUCAUAUGUUAUGACGCCUGGACUAAGAGGGGUUUUGCAGAACUUUGUGUCUUCUAUUUUUCUCCCAAAAAGAUGAUGGUUAUGUUCUCAAAAUAUGGUUCUGGUCUCCAGAUACAGUC